UCCUCCGUCUGCUGUACGGGGCCGGAGGCCUUCGGAACCUGCUUCUUUGAUCGACCGCUGCUGGAUCCCAGCUGUACUUGUAUCUUACUCUUCUUCAAAAUAUUUAUUCUGCUGGUACUGAAGAGGAUGUGUUCCAGGAACAUACUUUGUCAGAAAUUCCAUUUUCAGAGAGACUUCAUCUUAGAGGAGCUUCAUUCUCAGAGGAUUCAGUACUCAAGUUCUUUUCUUUAGGUGAAAAAUUAUCUAAUUUACGAAGCUGGAGCUGAAUUGAAUGUUAAGUAAUGGCAACAGGUGACUUAAAAAGAAGCUUACGGAACCUAGAGCAAGUUCUUCGCUCUCUAAAUUAUCCUAGAGAGGUGGAUUGUGUAGGGUUGGUAAAGGGCGAUAUAGCAGCAUCUUUGCCUAUCAUCAGCUAUUCCCUUACCUCAUAUUCACCUUAUGUAGCAGAACUUCUGGUGGAGUCCAAUGUGGAGCUCAUAGCAAAGAACGACUUGCGCUUUAUAGAUACUGUCUACAAGCUUCUUCGUGAUCAUUUUAAUUAUAAACCAAUCUUGACAAAAAAGCAGUUUCUCCAGUGUGGAUUUGCGGAAUGGAAAAUCCAAAUUAUUUGUGAUAUUUUAAAUUGUGUGAUGAAAAAGCACAAGGAGUUGAGUGGUCUUGAGAAGACUCCAUCACAACAAAGGAAAAAAAUCAGUUCUGUUAAGUCCGAAUCUUGUUCAGGUGCUGAGAAGACAUCUGCAGAACCUGUCGGCAUUGAUGUUACCGGCAGGUUUGUGACUUCAGGAAAGAAGAAAGCUGUGGUGAUCCGCCACCUGUACAAUGAAGAUGGUGUUAACAUUCCUGAAGAUCCAUCAGCAGAUGUUCAUGAAGCAUUUGAUGUUUGUGACUUGAAGACUGCUGAACUCAAGAUUCCUGAAUUACAGGUUCCUGAGAUUAACUGUGAGCAACAAGAUGUAAAAGUCAAUCCUGAGAUUACUGCACUACAGGUGAUGCUUGCUGAAUGCCAAGAAAAGCUUAGGAAACUGACUUGCCUAGAGAAUAGAUUAGACUCUUUGGAAACAAAAAUGAAAGGGAAAGUGAUGGUGAAUGAAAAAACCUGGACCAAUCUUCUAAGUCGUGUCACUCUUCUUGAAACAGAAAUGCUUUUAUCUAAAAAGAAUGACAACUAUAUAGAGUUUAAUGAAAUGAGUGAAGAGUAUGCUUCUAGUAGCGACAUGGAUAGUCUCAAUCCGGAUAGAAAAAGUCAAGAAGAAAGGCAAGCAAAUAUUCCUCUGUCUUCUGGUUAUAGUACAGUAUCAUCAGAUUCAACUCCCAGAACCUCAACUGUUAAUUACUAUGGUUUGAAAGAGAUUUCAGAGGAAACAACAAUCCAGAAAAUGGAAAGGAUGAAAAAAAUGUUUGAAGAAACUGCAGAGUUACUGAAAUGUCCAAAUCACUAAUUAUAGAAUUUUCUACAUGAACUUCUCUAGGACUUUGGCUACUGUACAUAUUGUACAUUUUAAGAGUUCUCUAUGCAAUUUUAAUAUACGGGUGAUAUUUUCAUUAAAAUUUGAGUUCCAUUUGGUAUAUUAGCUUUUUCAUUGGGCAUUGAAUAAAUACUUAAAUAUUUUUAUGCUAUGAUUAGACUGCUUCACUGUUUCACUGUUCUUAGGAAAACCUAUGUGCCGGGACGUUCCUUUUACAGAGUGAAGUCAUUCCAGCACUGUAUUUUUGUGUUAACAUUUGUUGGCAGUGUGCUAAGUAAUAUGUUUUUUAAAGCACAGGCUUGAGGACCAUGGUUUACAUCCUGUCGGAAACACUCCACCUGGGACUUGCAUAUUGUCCCCAGGAGGCUCUCCUACAUACCAUCCUGCCAUCUGCACUGACCAAUCCGAUGUGAUGAAAAGUUAAAAACGCUCAUUGAAAAGUUGAAUGAAACCAAAAUACAACUCGUUCAUGCUCAGUCAAAAGGCAGCCACACAUUUUCAGUUAAUGUUGAGGAAGUGAGGGUCUGAUUCUCCUUUUGUAUUUGGAAGCAGGUUGGACAGUUGUGAAAACAUGUUGAGUAUUUUAGUACACUAUUCCACAGCACAUUUAAGACCAGCGGCUCAGACACAGAUGGUGGCCGACCUGUGUUACCGGAUACAUAGUGGAUUUUUUUUUUUUUUUAAGUGACAGGAGGUUAUGUUAUUUUUCUAGAGAAACUAAAGUCUUAGAUGAAGUUAAAUCAAAAGAAAAAUGAAAUUCAUUUUAAAUCACUAGAUAAAAUUUCUUAUUUAUUCGUGUUUAUAUAAAUAUAAUUUGAUUUCUGUCCCAUGUGAAGCAAUACUGGCAGGUUAAAAUUCUUUGAAGAAAAUAUCUUUGAAGAGAGCAUUUUUAGUAUUUUAAUACAGGUACAUGUGUAGUCAUCAUACUUU
This is a messenger RNA of Phacochoerus africanus (Common warthog), 2396 nucleotides long. It is a transcript of the gene CEP44, whose product is annotated as centrosomal protein 44. Gene Ontology annotation, cellular component: spindle pole; centrosome. The transcript is spliced from 13 exons. The record is from RefSeq and is a predicted model, not a curated record. NCBI's taxonomy places the organism in Eukaryota, Metazoa, Chordata, Mammalia, Artiodactyla, Suidae. Bases 282 to 1439 code for a protein of 385 amino acids.